AUGAUGGCCGAUUUUCCAGCAGCUCCGGUCCUCGAGGCACUAAAGGCUCUGGUGCAGAAGAUCGGAGAAAUGGAGAGGUUUCCCGGUCAUCGCUCGAAUCCGGCGAAAGAGAAUGUAGAAGUGACUCAGGAGGAUCUGGAUCAGAAAAACAAACUACUGGAUGAACUCCGAUCGGAUCUUUUGCCUUCCAUCAAGCAUGAGCUGAAGGCUCUUUUAGAGGAACUCGACCCGCCUCACAAUUCUAGCCAAUGUCCAAACCCGAACGUCGAGAUGACCUUGGAUACUUUAUCAAAGCUCGAUCAAGCUAUGCAGAAAAGCUUACAGUACAUCAACUGUGCUCCACUCGUACCUCUUAAACCAACACACGCCCACGAUCACCACUUCAAACGAUGCAAAGCUUUCAGACUUUGGGAUCUGAGCAUUCGCAUGAUGUGGCUAAAAUCCCACUUGCAUUCCCUAUUUUGGUGUUAUAUUAGAUGCCCAAAUCUCCGGAAGCCUCGAAGUAGCCACUCAGAAGACCUGAAGUAUCGAGCUCCAACACCAAGGGAUGAAACAGCUCGUUGCCUCAAUUACAUUGACAACACGAUUAGAUGUUCCCAAGCAACCGACUUUGCUUUAUUCCAGCUCAGAUGGAAAAGCGUAGCUGAAGCCUUUGAUAAGUCGCUGGCAAGCCUUGCGAACUUAACCAGCCCUCAUCAAAGGAACAACACCAUCCUCAAGAGACGUCUCGUCAAGCAGGCUAGACUAGCCGUACCGGUCUUCAAGUUACUACGAACAUUAUUUGCUAAAAUAUCAAACAUGACCACCCAGAAACUUCCGUUCGCGUUGGAUACGGAGCUUAACUCCGAUACACUUCACAAACUAGACGAAGACCCCGGCGUAAUUAUCUUUGCUUGCCAAGUUCACGUCAAAUGUCUGGAGAAGAGAUACAAGUAUAAUUUCGCGACUGAUACUAGCCGGUCGUUGCGCGAUCGGAACGAACGACUAUCAAGAAAUGUUGACUCUUACGUAUUCCUUCUAGCUUUGCACAUCAUUCCUUCAUCUCCAAAUAUUGAUCACUCUUCACUCCAAAAUGACUUCAAGGCUUGGCUUUCCGAGUGGCAAUGUUUAUGGCAGACCGCCAAGGACCGUUUGCUGGCUGCUAUGUGCGUCCCUGAAGAGGAAGAUUGA
Molecule: messenger RNA, 1170 nt
Organism: Puccinia triticina
Lineage: Eukaryota; Fungi; Basidiomycota; Pucciniomycetes; Pucciniales; Pucciniaceae
Exons: 1
Coding region: 1-1170 (389 amino acids)
Source: RefSeq, a predicted model, not a curated record